This is a messenger RNA of Phalacrocorax carbo (great cormorant), 5945 nucleotides long. Lineage: Eukaryota; Metazoa; Chordata; Aves; Suliformes; Phalacrocoracidae. The record is from RefSeq and is a predicted model, not a curated record.
GCGGCGCGUGCCCCCUCGCCCGCGCGGCGCUCCCCGGCGCGGCGCUCCCGGGCGCGCGGGGGGGGGCGGGCGGCGGGGGGCAACGGCGCCAUGGAGACGGUGGACGGCGGCCACCGCGGGACACAAAGGGCGGCGCGGCGGCGACGGGCGGCGCGGCGGGGCCCCAUGGCGGCGGCGGCGCCGGGGCCCGGCCCGGGUGGCGGCGGUGGGGCUCCGCGGUACAGUCUGCUGGCCGAGAUCGGCCGCGGGGCCUACGGCGUGGUGUACGAGGCGGUGUCGGGCCGUAACGGUGCCCGGUUGGCGGUGAAACGGAUCCGUUGCGACGCUCCCGAGAACGUGGAGUUGGCGCUGGCGGAGUUCUGGGCCCUGACGAGCCUCCGGCGGCAGCACCCCAACGUGGUGCGCUUCGAGGAGUGCGUCCUGCAGCGGCACGGCCUGGGGCAGCGCAUGAGCCACGGCAACAAGCGCAGCCAGCUCUACCUGCGCCUCGUCGAGACCUCCCUCAAAGGUGAGAGAAUCCUGGGCUAUGCAGAGGAACCUUGCUACCUGUGGUUCGUCAUGGAGUUCUGUGAAGGGGGAGACCUCAACCAGUACGUGCUCUCACGAAGACCUGACCCAGCAACAAACAAGAGCUUCAUGCUGCAGCUGACUAGUGCCAUCGCCUUCCUGCACAAGAACCAUAUUGUCCACCGGGACCUGAAACCAGACAACAUCCUGAUAACAGAGAAGUCUGGCACCCCUGUUCUCAAGGUGGCCGACUUUGGGCUGAGUAAGGUCUGCGCUGGCCUGACUGCUCGGGGUAAGGAGGGUGGGCAUGAGAACAAAAAUGUGAAUGUGAACAAGUACUGGCUGUCUUCAGCUUGCGGCUCCGAUUUCUACAUGGCGCCUGAGGUCUGGGAGGGACACUACACUGCCAAGGCUGACAUCUUUGCCCUUGGCAUCAUCAUCUGGGCCAUGAUUGAGAGGAUAACUUUCAUUGAUGCGGAGACCAAGAAGGAGCUGCUGGGGACCUACAUCAAGCAGGGGACCGAGAUUGUGCCCGUUGGGGAAGCGCUGCUAGAAAAUCCAAAGAUGGAGCUGCACAUCCCUCAGAAACGCAGGACUUCCAUGUCUGAGGGGAUCAAACAGCUCUUGAAAGACAUGUUGGCUGCUAACCCACAGGAUCGACCUGAUGCCUUUGAGCUUGAAACCAGAAUGGACCAGGUUACAUGUGCUGCUUAAAUUCAGGGCAGGGCAUCGCUGUGCUUUGCAGCUGGAUUUAUUUACCAGGGACCCAUAAUCUCCAUUAUUUACGUGCAACGAGGGAAGUCAAAGACAAGGGAAGAUGAUGAUACAGAAGAUCCCUGGUCUGCAGGAUCUCUGGCAAUGUGAAAUAUUUGGGUGUUACUUUGUUUUGUUGGGAAGAAGUUUUGCUGGGGUGUGGGAGGGGGCUGUAGAGGCCUGUGGAAGAGCACAAACAGGCAGUUAUCAUGCUCGUAAGAAUUUUAAACAAGAUCCAGAGAGCACAGCUGCCCCUGCCCAGCCCUCUCCCUGUCUCCUGUGCUGCCAUUGACUCAGUAGGUGGUUCUAGAGAAGAACUGGUUCCAUAGGGAGGUGACAGUUGGCAGGCCGGCAGCAAGGUGUGCUGCCAGGCACCAGCUCUGAGGUCUGGCUGGGCACAACUUUGGGUUUAAAGCUAUUGUUUUGGCCUAGGGGAAACAGGAGCAAAGUGAUUGCUAGGUUUGCACUGGGAGUGCAGUGCUUUAGGAAAAGUGAGUCUCUUGGACCAUGUGUUGCAACAAGCUAAAUAAUUUCAUAGCCAGGCAGCUUCUGAAUAGGGGGAUGCCGAGCAGGAUGUGAGCAGUUGACAUCAGGAUAGAGUAGCAUAAACAAGCUGGAAAGCCCUUUGGCAAGGCUGGUCUGCUGCUGCAAUAGGCAGACCUUCAUUCUCUCCCAGCUGGAUCUCACUAGUGACUUUUGUUACGGUCUUUCUAUACAGAGGGCAACAGGGAGCCCGUAGGUACGUUUUCAAGUGGACCAUCAUCCACAUACAAGAGAAACAGAAAGUGGUCCACUACUCCAAUUUGUUUAGUGUCAAACUUCAGUUGUUGGGAAUAAUACUUGGGAAAUGAGGAGGUUUGGCCUAAAUGUCUCAUGGGCUGGAUUCUAGCCUUUGGCAACACACUUUUCUCUGCUAGGUAACUAUCUCCAGGAAGCAAAAGGCAAUGCUGCUGUUUAAGUUUAGUUACAGUACAGCUCAGGUAAGGAGAUUGGAACCUCAGGCUGAGCAGUUAAUACUCUACUUCCUUGCCUAUAUUUAGAGCAACACUAAUAUUCUGGGGCUGACCCCAUGUUGAUGGUCUUUAGGCUUUCUCACUGUAAAUGCAAUGUAAAGCACCACCUCUUCUUGACCCUGCAGGUUCUGAAUCAAUUAAAACAUUUCUUACCAGGCUACAUCCCUCGGCAGUGGUCUGGGGAGUGGGCUGGUCUGACACAGCUCUGACAUUGCUCCUGAGCUGCCCAGGUGCUCAGCCCUUGUCACAGCUGGAGCUGGCCAGGGCCACAGGCAGAAGAGGGUCCCUCUGACCCCCUCAUCGCCUGCAUGCAGGCUGCAGCUUUCCUUGUCAUCACUGGAAGGUUCCUGAACUGGCAGCACCUCCCUGUAUCUACCCAGUGUACUUUGCUGACCUCAUGGGAAUGAAUGGAAAUGCAGUCAAUUUGUGUGGGCCAAGGCAGAGCUAAAGCAGAGAUAGGAGGGAGGGGUUUCUUUCCCUUCCACCUAUUCCAGGACACAAAGCUAAGGCUGUUACCUCAGGAAGGCCUGGUCCCUCUUAGGACAACAGUGCCAGGAGGCUCCAGACCAUGUGUCUGUGAGUUGUGAAGGUUUGGACAGCACAAAUACGGUGCCAAGCCCCUGUUCCCACGCUAUUCUUCUGUUUGUUUCUAGGGAUGCCCUGUGGGCUAUGGCCAGCCACAGCCAGACCAUGACUGUACAGACUCCUUCCAGGCUGGUUACUGGGGUUUAAGCAGUUUGGGGUUGGUUAGCAGGCGCUGUGCUCGGCCCUGGCUGCAGAGUACUCUUGGGGGCUUUGGACAGUGCUUUGGCUGCUCUCAUCUCUAACUAGCAGCAGAUCCCUGCAGUGUUAGUGCCAAGGAGCUGCACGCGGGUUUCUCCCCCAGCUCCUGGGGAGGGCUUGCAGAGACCUGCAUCCCACAGGAGGGCUGUGGUGAGACGAGAGCUGAACCCCAUAGUUCACAAGUACAGCAUUAGUGCCCUUCCUCUACCUGACAGAGCCUUUGCUCCUGACUGUUACAACCUAACCUGGCUUGAAUGGGUGCAGUAAGAGGGCUUUACCCUCCCAGCCCUGCUCAUGUGGCUUUCCCUGCUGGAAGGGCCCCUUACUGGGUACUAUGCCCCAAGAGAAGGGAGCUUCCUGGCAGGAGAUUUUCAUGUGUGGAAACCAAGCCUGAAAUGCAGGACAUGGAGAUGGAAGGUGUUGAGUGGGCUGCUCACUGGGACUGCUGCCUCCAGCCAGCUGCCAGCACCCUGCUCUUCUCUGGGGACAGGAGCGAGCCUGGCAGGCAGCGUCUGGGAGGGUUGCCCCUCCAUUGCUGUUUCAGGCCAUCUUCAAACCACAUGUCUCCACCUCAGCUUUUGCAUUGCAGAUGUGUUUUCAAAGCAGCUUGAUGUUAGUGAGCUAGACCAUAGUGCCUUACUUAGGAUUUAGCAAACACUUCCAAGGAUGAAACCUAGGGCUGCUAGCCUUUGGCCAAUGUGGGUGUUUCCCUGAUUAGUUUGUACUUUUAAGAGCAUUUCUCCCUGAUGAUUUUGCUGCUGUUUGUGCUUGACUCCCCAGACUAUACAGGAACCUGCCUUGUGUUUACAGCUCCUAGCAUCUCUUCUUCCAGUUACUUUGGCCCAGACCAGUGCUCCCUCUAGAACAUGGGAACAGGGAACAGCUCAAACCUGUGUGUGCUGUGGGAUGGGGGAUGUUCAGGCUUCUCUUCCCAUCUGGGUCUAUCAGGCAUAUCCUGCUCAGCUCCUGCAGGCUGAACUUCUCCUUCCUCUGUAGGUGUUUUUGGCAUUAGGACAUGCUGCUGGGAAAACUCAAGCUUAGGAAAGUAGUACUGAGCCUGCAGCCCAUUGCCCAGCCUGGUGCCAGGGUGUCUCCAUCUCUUUCUGGCCAGCUGAGCAUCCAGGUGCUGGGAGGGCCUGGUCAGUGUGGGGGGAGCCAAGCACCCUCUCACAAAACCCUGCUGUUCUCUGAGCUUCUGGGGCCCCAGCCAGUGCCUGUGCUGGGGGAUUGAUUGUAUGAAACUGUUUACUUCUGACUAUGCUGUUUACAAGAGGGUUGUGGGGUGGGUGGGGGGAACAAGCCAAGCCUCAGGAGGAUUGGGAAACAUGUUAUCUGCACCAGCCUGCAGCAAGACCGACACUGCCGGCAUCAUGCAGGUGUCUUGGGGAUCUCCUGGCCAGCUUUGGUCCAUGGGGAGGAGAGAGCAGAGAUAGCUCUAGCCUAGAGGAGUUAGGUUAGCUCCCCUUUGUCCCCUUGCUGCUGUGUUCAGCGGUGCUAGUGACAGAUAAGAGUUACCCCUGUGGUCUUCCUUUACUCCUCAGGACCCAGCUCCUUCACAUAUCAGAGGCUCCCAGAGCCUUUCUGGAGCAAUAAGACUUAAAACAAGCAUACCAUCAUUAUGGAAAUCCUCUGUUGUGUGCAUUGUAUGUCUCCUCUGUAUGCAGUACUGAGUCUGGGUUUAAGCCUACCAAGUUUCUUGGGGCAACUGCUUCAGGGCACAAACUGGGACACAUUUCCCUGUGCUUUCUGCAGGUCACAAGAGCAGGGAAACAUGUUGCUGCUUUCCAUUGUUACCCCCAGGCCUGUGCUGCCUAAGCCUCACACUACAGCUGCCCGGGGCAAGGGGGGCUCCUGGUCUCAUUUCAGUGAUGCUGCUGCAGGACAGGCAUGGAGUGCUCAGCCCCGUGCCAGCUCAGCUGUGCUGCAGGAGCAGGCUGUGUGCUUUACAAUGGCUCCUUGCAGCCUCUCAUCCCUUCAGCCAAGGCUGCACAGGUCUGAGGCUUAACAGAGGGGCAGCAUCUGGAAAGUAGAGCCCCUGGCUCGUUGGCAGUUGGAUGCAGCUGAUGCUCGUGCUGCUGCCUCCCUUGCUGAGGUGCUGCCUGGAAGCUGUCAUCAGUGGUGGGGAGAGCUGUGCCGGCGGCUGCUCUGACACUCAGCUGGUAACUGGGCAUGUCCCAGUGUGUGGCCCUUCACUUCCAAAAGCAUUUCACACUACAGAGCAGGGUAUCGGGCUGGUGGGCACAUCUGGAAGGAAAGCACAGGGUCUCUUCCAGCUGCGAUGUGGCAAAUCCUGUUUCUCUGCAGUCUGCCCCAGUGCUUUAACCCUUAAGAGUGAUGUCUAGGUUGCAGUAAGAGCUCGUGGGGGCUGAAAGGGAGUGCUUGGUGUCCUGAUCCUGGCGAUUGUCACCAUCCCUGGCCUUCGGCUCACUCAUCCAGCAAACCCCAGCAGCUUUGCAGAGCCUCUUCCCUGCAAUACCAGGGAGGUGCCAAGGCCUCAGCAGUGCUGGGUGAGCCCUGGGACAGGAGCUCCCUGGCCCAGUCCUAUUCUGGGCUCCCUCUGCUCCCUGCAGCCCCCAUGCUGAGUUAGCAAGAGCAGAAGGCUUAAACCCAGACUCCAAAUUAAAGAUAAUUUUAUUAGUAAAUGAACAUGUAUUUUUCUUUUUUUUUUUUUUGCACAGAAGCUGGUAAUCUAGGACCUAUGUGUGAACAACUUUAUAUAUUUUUUGUACUUGGUUUACUCGGGUUGGUAUGAGAUGUUCUAUUUAAGUUCUUUGAACACUGUGGAUGCCCUGAUGUGUAUGAGUGGCAGAGGCUUUGUAAAUUAAGAGACGUUUGUGUGAAUAAAGCUAUUUGAUGGGGUUGAAAAGCCACACACAACUUGAAACACAA